CCAACCAAAGCAGAGCUGAAGAAGAGGAACAUGAAGUAGCCAAUCUGCAGAUUGUGGAAUCCUCUAUCAUGGAAGUAGAAACAGGAGACUCAGCUCCAGUCACAGAACUCUCUUUACCGGAAAAAUCCUUUCAAAUCUCUAAAUCUCAGCCUCUAAAACCUUGGAGAAGAACAGGCACAAGGAUGGGCAGGCUUCUCAGAAGCAUUGAAACUCCCAUUAUUAUUGAUCAAGUUUCUAAAGGAAAGAGAGACAGGCAAGUCUUGGAGCCAACAGAUCACACAGAGGACUCCAACACUCAAAAUCAGGUUCAAGCUAAAAAGCAAAAAGCUAAUUCGAAAAUGGUGGGGGUUGCCAGCCUCGAAUGGCACCACCCUGAUAAAU
Striga hermonthica is the source of this 381-nucleotide messenger RNA. The record is from the annotation of a GenBank genome assembly. Lineage: Eukaryota; Viridiplantae; Streptophyta; Magnoliopsida; Lamiales; Orobanchaceae.